CCAAAAAAAAAAAAAGAAAAAGCGGGAAGAGCCCAACAACGCGCUGCUGGACUUACUGGCAUCCAAAAAAAGGAAGCUCAUGCAAAAAGGGCAUGAGCAGCAAAAUAGCCAACUGACUGCAGCCCAGGAAGAAGUGGCCCGCCUCAGCGCUACAGUGAGGCAGCAGGAAGUGGAGCUGAAAGAGCUGAGAGCUCUCAAUAGGGAUCUGCAACGAAAGCUUAUAGACUCAUUGGAUUCCAGGCAAGCCAAUUCAUCACAGGCACUGCCACCUGCCUUGCCAGCAGCGUUGUCACCGCCACAUAUCGCUGAACCAUUGCCGCAAAAGCUGGAGGUCCCCGACACAGCUGACAUUGGGAACGGAUUGAGGAUCACAACAUCAGCAUGGCAGCGUAUUCAAACCAAUCCAAAAGACUCUCUAUUUGUAAAAGACCUCAUGACGGCAGUGUGGAGCCCCACCGAGUUACUUGGACGGUCUCUGCAAGGGAAGCAUUGUCCACGCUUCCCUGACCGUCCAAGGAAGGAACCACUGUCGCCCUGGAAAGUGUCAGCGAUACGUGAAUGCUACAAGCAGCGAUUGGAAAAGAAGGGGCUGGUGCCCGAGAUGAUGCCAGGGGCAUUAAAGCAAAUGAAUAGAUUCAUGGUGGAAAAGCUGAGCGAUAUUGAAAGAAUGACCAAAAGAGCAACCAAGGAGCUGCCGUGAUGUUUGCAGAACUUCCCGGAGAACUUACAGCAUUAAUCAGUCUUAAUAAAGUCCUUUUUUGUGUAUCUUAAA
This is a messenger RNA of Rhipicephalus sanguineus (brown dog tick), 772 nucleotides long. Its product is annotated as BEN domain-containing protein 5. The coding region runs from base 80 to 700 and encodes 206 amino acids. The record is from RefSeq and is a predicted model, not a curated record. Gene Ontology annotation, molecular function: DNA binding. The transcript is spliced from 6 exons. Gene Ontology annotation, biological process: negative regulation of DNA-templated transcription. Lineage: Eukaryota; Metazoa; Arthropoda; Arachnida; Ixodida; Ixodidae.